GUCAGAAUAUCUGGCUCUGCAGCGUACGUCUCUCAAUCUGCUUGGAUCCAAUCAGGAAGCAUAGAAGAAAAUGUCCUUUUUGGUAGUCCAAUGGAUAAGGCAAAAUACAAGGCUGUUAUUCAUGCCUGUUCAUUGAAGAAGGACUUGGAGCUAUUCUCGCAUGGCGAUCAAACCAUUAUCGGUGAUAGAGGUAUAAACCUCAGUGGUGGUCAGAAGCAAAGACUGCAGCUUGCAAGGGCACUAUACCAAGACGCUGACAUUUAUUUACUUGACGAUCCAUUUAGUGCUGUUGAUGCUUACACGGGCUCUGAAUUAUUUAGGGAGUACAUACUGACAGCAUUAGCUACGAAAACUGUUGUUUUUGUCACUCAUCAAGUUGAAUUUCUGCCUGCUGCUGACGUGAUUCUGGUCCUGAAGGAAGGCCGUAUAAUUCAAGCUGGAAAAUACGACGAGCUUCUCCAAGCAGGCACGGAUUUCAACACACUGGUCUCCGCACAUCACGAAGCCAUUGAAGCCAUGGACUUCUGCAACCCAGCUUCCGAAGAAUCGGACAAAAGUGACCCUCUCGAUAGGUCCGUUCUAAUGAGCAAAAAAUGCGACUCCGUCGGCAACAACAUGUCCGUUAUGGCUUCCGGGGCCCACGAAGGCGUGUCCUCCUCGGGCCUGAAAGCAAUUAAAGAGAAAAAGAAGAAAACUAAACGCUCGAGAAAAAAACAGCUCGUGCAGGAGGAAGAACGCGUGAGAGGGCGGGUCAGCAUGAAAGUGUACUUGUCUUAUAUGGCAGCCGCUUAUAAGGGCUGUUUGAUCCCUUUGAUUGUUCUUGCCCAGACAUUGUUUCAAGUCCUUCAGAUAGCGAGCAGCUGGUGGAUGGCCUGGGCUAACCCACAGACGGCUGGGGACGAACCUAAGACGGGCAACAUGGUGCUUAUCCUAGUUUAUAUGGCACUUGCUUUCGGGAGCUCGUUGUUUAUAUUCGUGAGGGCCAUUCUUGUUGCUGCGUUUGGUCUCGAGGCCUCACAGAAGCUGUUCGUGAAAAUGCUCAGAUCGAUUUUCCGGGCACCGAUGUCUUUUUUCGACUCUACUCCAGCUGGACGAAUAUUGAAUCGUGUGUCUGUUGAUCAAAGUGUUGUUGAUCUUGAUAUUCCCUUCAGGCUUGGUGGAUUUGCUUCGACAACAAUCCAACUACUCGGCAUUAUUGGUGUGAUGACGCAAGUUACGUGGCAGAUAUUGCUACUAGUUAUUCCGAUGGCUAUUGCUUGCUUGUGGAUGCAGAAAUAUUAUAUGGCUUCAUCCAGAGAACUAGUCCGGAUCGUGAGCAUUCAGAAAUCACCGAUAAUUAACCUAUUUGCCGAAUCAAUUAGCGGGGCAGCUACAAUUAGAGGUUUCGGGCAGGAAAAGAGAUUCAUGAAGAGGAAUCUUCAUCUCCUUGAUUCCUUUGCUCGUCCAUUCUUUUGUAGCCUAGCAGCUAUCGAAUGGCUUUGUCUGCGCAUGGAGUUGCUUUCAACGUUUGUUUUUGCUUUUUGCAUGGUCUUACUUGUGAGCUUUCCUAGGGGAGCUAUUGACCCAAGUAUGGCGGGGCUUGCUGUGACGUAUGGUCUGAAUAUGAAUGCGCGCCUGUCAAGAUGGAUACUUAGCUUUUGCAAACUUGAAAACAAAAUAAUCUCAAUAGAAAGGAUCCAUCAAUACUGCCAAAUACCAAGUGAAGCGCCAGCAGUUAUUGAUGACUCUCGCCCCCCGUCGUCUUGGCCUGAGAUCGGCACAAUCGAAUUAAUUGACUUAAAAGUUCGUUACAAGGAGAGUCUUCCUGUUGUGCUCCAUGGCGUCUCGUGUAAAUUCCCCGGUGGGGAAAAAAUCGGAAUUGUUGGACGAACUGGGAGUGGUAAAUCGACCUUGAUUCAAGCCUUAUUUCGAUUGAUUGAGCCAUCAGGUGGCAGAAUAAUUAUAGACAAUAUAGAUAUUGCAACAAUCGGUCUUCAUGACCUACGCAAUCGGUUGAGUAUCAUUCCUCAAGAUCCAGCACUAUUUGACGGAACUAUCAGAGGAAAUCUCGACCCACUUGAAGAGCAUUCGGAUCAAGAAAUUUGGCAGGCACUUGACAAGGCACAGCUAGGGGACAUAAUCCGCCAGAAAGAACACAAGCUCGACACACCAGUUCUAGAAAGUGGAGAUAACUGGAGCGUGGGCCAACGGCAGCUGGUUUCUCUCGGGCGGGCUUUGCUUAAGCAGGCGAGAAUUCUGGUGCUUGAUGAGGCCACAGCCUCGGUGGACUCAGCUACAGACAAUCUAAUCCAGAAGAUUAUAAGAUCAGAAUUUAAGGAUUGCACUGUUUGUACGAUUGCUCACCGUAUACCUACUGUCAUCGAUAGCGACCUGGUUUUGGUCCUCAGUGAUGGUCGUGUGGCGGAGUUUGAUUCGCCAGCACGGCUAAUAGAGGACAAGUCCUCCAUGUUCCUCAGGCUCGUAUCUGACUUCUCUCUAUCCUCCCCGAGCUCCGCCGUGAAAGCAACGAUGCAGACCGUUUACAGGCGAUUGGCGCACCACCACAUUCAGCACUCCGCCGCCCCGCGUUCUUCUUUGAAAUCAGUUUAUCCCCUAACCGAUCAGUAUUAUGGUGCGGAGAAUCCGAGGAUGGCUUCGACUCUUGCCACCAAAGGAGUGGGGCAUUUAGUUCGUAAGGGCACUGGUGGCAGAUCAUCGGUUAGUGGCAUUGUCGCAACAGUAUUUGGGGCCACAGGGUUUCUGGGACGAUACCUAGUGCAGCAACUUGCUAAGAUGGGUUCUCAAGUGUUGGUCCCAUUUCGAGGCUCCGAAGAUUCUCCUCGUCACCUUAAGUUGAUGGGUGACUUGGGUCAGAUUGUCCCUAUGAAAUACAAUCCUAGAGAUGAAGAUUCAGUCAAGGCCGUGAUGGCAAAGGCUAAUGUUGUUAUUAAUCUUAUAGGAAGGGAAUACGAGACCAGAAAUUACAGUUUUGAAGAAGUGAACCAUCACAUUGCUGAACAGCUGGCUGUUAUUGCCAAAGAACAUGGUGGCAUUAUGAGAUACAUUCAAGUUUCUUGCUUGGGUGCUUCUUCAUCAUCUAAGUCCAAGUUGCUCCGAACUAAAGCAGCUGCCGAAGAAGCUGUCCUGAGAGAACUGCCUGAGGCCACAGUUAUGAGACCUGCUGUGAUGAUUGGCACAGAGGAUCGGAUAUUGAACCCAUGGGCACAUUUCGCAAAGAAGUACAGUUUUCUCCCACUCAUAGGGGAUGGAUCGACAAAGUUUCAGCCCGUGUACGUUGUUGAUGUUGCAUCAGCAAUUAUUGCAGCCUUAAAAGAUGAUGGUACUAGUAUGGGGAAAGUUUAUGAACUUGGUGGUCCGGAUGUUUACACCAUGCACGAACUGGCAGAACUUAUGUAUGACACAAUUCGUGAGUGGCCUCGCUAUGUGAAGAUUCCUUUGCCUAUUGCCAAGGCUAUUGCCACACCACGAGAAUUAUUUCUCAAGAAAGUUCCAUUCCCAAUGCCUACCCCAACCAUAUUCAAUCUGGACCAGAUUGAAGCCCUUUCAGUCGACACAUUGGUAUCUGAAGAUGCUUUAACAUUUGAGGAUCUUGGGAUUGCGCCUCGCAAGCUGAAGGGAUAUCCAGUUGAGUUUCUUAUUCAGUACCGGAAAGGUGGGCCGAAUUACGGGUCAACAGUUAGUGAGAAACUCACACCAAAACAAUGGUCUUGA
Striga hermonthica is the source of this 3711-nucleotide messenger RNA. The record is from the annotation of a GenBank genome assembly. Lineage: Eukaryota; Viridiplantae; Streptophyta; Magnoliopsida; Lamiales; Orobanchaceae.